This is a messenger RNA of Rhodotorula toruloides NP11, 2565 nucleotides long. RefSeq names its product glycoside hydrolase family 5 protein. The coding region runs from base 1 to 2565 and encodes 854 amino acids. The transcript has 12 exons. The record is from RefSeq and is a predicted model, not a curated record. NCBI's taxonomy places the organism in Eukaryota, Fungi, Basidiomycota, Microbotryomycetes, Sporidiobolales, Sporidiobolaceae. Gene Ontology annotation, molecular function: beta-glucosidase activity.
AUGUCCUCCCCACCUCUCCUCGACCACCCCUCACUCUCCUCAACCUACACCCCAGGCUCCACCCACUCCGAAGCAGCCUCCCUCUCCUCCUCCUCAAUCGGUCCGAACCCGCUCUCCUCCUCCCAAGGCCGUUUCUUCCUCGACUCGUACGGCCGCCGACUACUCCUGCACGGCGCGAACGUGAGCGGGCUCAACAAGCUCCCUUCUGAGCCGAAUGGGUUUACGCAUCGAGAGAUGGGCGAGGAGUGGUAUGACGGGGAGGGGGUGUCGUUCGUUGGACGACCGUGGCCGUUGGAGGAGUCCCACGAGCACCUCUCCCGCCUACGCAACUGGGGCCUGACCUUCAUCCGCCUCGUCGUACCCUGGGAAGCGCUCGAGCACUCCGGACCCGGUCUCUACGACACCUCCUACCUCUCCUACCUUCACUCCCUCCUCUCCCUCUUCCCCCAAUACGGCCUCAAAUGCUACAUCGAUCCGCACCAAGACGUCUGGUCCCGCCACUCGGGCGGUUCAGGCGCCCCAACUUGGACACUCACCCUGAUCGGCCUCGAUAUCCGGUCUUUCAAGCAGACGGGCGCUGCGCACGCGCAUAACCUCCAUCUCGAGCCGGACGAUCCACCGCCGAAAGUCUGGCCGAGCGGAAUGACCAAAUUGGCGGCUGCGACGGCCGCGACGGUCUUCUGGGCCGGGGAGGUUUUUGCGCCGAAGAGGAGGGUGAGGAGGAGGUUGCAUCAGGGAGAGUGGGGGCGGGCGGGGAAGGAGGACGAGGAGGUUGGGUUGCAGGUCUUCUUGCAGGAGAGUAUGUGCGAGGCGUUUGGAGUGCUCGCGGAUAAGUUGAGGGAUUGCGAGGCGGUCAUGGGCUUCGAGGUCAUGAACGAGCCUCAUCGCGGCUACGUCGAACUCCUCUCGCCCUACUCGUGGGACUUCAACACCGACCUCGCGAUCGGCUAUUUCCCCUCCGCCGUCCAGUCCUGGGCCCUCGGACUCGGCCACCCCGUUCUGAUCCCUCACUACGCCCCCUCGUUCCCCGUCACCUCGAUAACGCACCACGUCCUCCUCCGUCCUCCUCGGCGCUCAUCAGCCUGGCUCUCCCCCUCCUCUCCCGCAUACCAGAACCUCCCGACGAGCUCGACGGGUUGCAUCUGGCGCGAACAUGGGGUUUGGGAAUGGGAUGAGCGGAAGGGAGAAGUCGGGGAGGGGGUGGUGUUGAAGCAGGAGUACUUUCGACGCUUUCCGGAGGACUGUGUGGUUGAGGGGUGCGCGGAGGUUGAGGGCGGGAAGGACGGGCGGAAGGGCAGGCGGAAGCAGGGAGAGGAGGUGGAUUGGUACCGCGACUUCUACUUCCCCUUCGUCCGCAAGUUUUCGGCUCGGACGAGAAGACCGCCUAAUCCGCAGAGCUGGAUCACUCUCGCCGAGCCAAUCCCGAACGAGUUCUGCCCGUCCUACCCUCCUGCCUACCGACCACCCAACUUCGUCUUCACGCCUCACUGGUACGACCUGCAGACGCUGUUCGAGAAGAAGCUCGGGUGGAUGAGUGCGAAUGUGCAGGGGUUAUCGAGCGGCAUGUUCUUGCUCAAAGCGCUGUACUUUGGACGAAAAGGCUUCAAGAAGAACUACACGACCCAAAUCCUCAACAUCCUCCGCCACGGCUACCGUCGAAUCGGCGAAGUCCCCAUCGUUCUCGGCGAGACGGGCUGUCCGUUCGACCUCAACAAUGGCGAGGCGUUCAAGAGCAAGGACUUUCAGUGGCAGGAACGGAUGCUUGAUGCGAUUUGUGAGGCGAUUGGAGAGAAGGGGUUGAGUAACUUCAACCUCUGGACGUACAACCCGCUCAACAACGACGAAUGGGGCGACUCUUGGAACGGCGAGAACUUCAGCUGGUUCUCGCUUUCGGACGUCACGCCUCAAGCGCUUAAGGCUGGCGAAGACGGAGGGGAGGAGGCGUGGUUGAACGUCGGGGCGCGAGUGCUCGAUGCCAUCCAGCGACCGUACGCCUGCAAGACCGCCGGCAUCCCCAUCCGCACCUCCUACGACUUUCACACCCGCCGCUUCACCCUCGACUACAUUAAUCCUAUCCCACCCUCUCACCCGCUCGCCCAGUCCGUCCCGAAACGACUGCAGAACGAGGCGGAACCCGACGCUCCGCCGCUGGUCGGCGUUGAGUGUCGCGCGAGGGAGACCGAGGUCUUCUUGCCGAGGAGGAGGUACGGUCAAGCUGCGAUAGAGGGGAGACUGAAGGUGAAGCUGCGAGACGGAGACGGAGAAUGGCGGUAUGAUGAGGAGCUCCAAACGCUCUACAUCCUACACCGCAACACCGCUUCCGGCUUCGUCCACUCUCUCGUUGUCACCGUCUCUGGCCCGCCAGACCGGCCCCCCCUGCGCAAGUGGUACGAGCCGCCCAGCUGGGUCUUCGAGGUCGACCUCGUCUGGGUUCAGCUGUUCAUGGUCAUCACGAUUGGGUUGUACAUGGGGUACUGGUUGAUCGGCGAGGGAUGGAACGGAUGGUUCGGCGGAUACGGCUGGCGAGGGUACACCGAGAUGGCACCCUUAGAAGGCGAGUUGUAG